CUCUUUGCUCUUUGUGUGGGAGAGCAACUAUGAUUUUUUCUAAUAAUUCUCAUCUCCUUCCACAUACUUUCUUCUUGACUGGCAUCCCAGGACUGACUGCUGCCCAUGUUUGGAUAUCCCUUCCCUUCUGCUUCAUGUUUGUCCUCUCACUAACUGGGAAUGCAGUCCUGCUUUCUCUCAUCUGGAUAGAACACAGGCUCCACCAGCCCAUGUUUUUGUUUCUUGCAAUGCUCUCUUUUGUUGAUCUGGUUCUCUCCCUUUCCACUCUGCCCAAGAUGCUGGCUAUUUUCUGGUUUGGUGCCACAGCCAUCAGCUCCUAUGCCUGUCUGUCCCAAAUGUUCCUCAUCCAUGCAUUCUCUGCCAUGGAGUCAGGGGUACUGGUGGCCAUGGCCUUGGACCGAUUUGUGGCUAUCUGUAACCCAUUGCAUUAUGCAACCAUCCUUACCCCUGAAGUUGUUGCCAAGAUUGGAGGCCUGGUGGCACUGCGAGGUGUGGGUUUAACUAUCUUUUUUCCAAGCCUGGCCUGUCGACUGUCUUAUUGUGGUUCGCACACAAUUGCUUACACUUACUGUGAACACAUGUCCGUGGUGAAGCUGGCUUGUGGGGCCAUAACUGUGGACAGUCUCUAUGCUUUUGCUGUGGCGAUCUUUCUUGGUGUGGGGGAUAUGGUCUUUAUUGCCUACUCUUAUGGACAGAUUGUGAAGGCAGUGAUGCGUUUUCCUUCUCCAGAGGCACGUGGCAAAGCAGGAAGUACAUGCACAGCCCAUGUCUGUGUCAUCCUCUUCUUCUAUGGACCCGGCUUUCUUUCUGUGGUCAUGCAGCGCUUUGGGCCAUCCACAGCUUCUGCUGCCAAGGUCCUACUUGCCAAUCUCUACUUGCUUUUCCCCCCUGCUUUGGACCCCAUUGUAUAUGGGGUUAAGACCAAACAGAUCAGAGAGUGUCUGUUCACAAUUAUAGGUUCCAAGAAGAUUGAACCCACUUGACUGUCAUUUUUGUCAGCUGGACU
Mus caroli (Ryukyu mouse) is the source of this 1006-nucleotide messenger RNA. Its product is annotated as olfactory receptor 52K1-like. Gene Ontology annotation, molecular function: G protein-coupled receptor activity; olfactory receptor activity. Gene Ontology annotation, cellular component: plasma membrane. Gene Ontology annotation, biological process: G protein-coupled receptor signaling pathway. NCBI's taxonomy places the organism in Eukaryota, Metazoa, Chordata, Mammalia, Rodentia, Muridae. The record is from RefSeq and is a predicted model, not a curated record.